AAAUCAGUCCAUCUUAACCAUCUUAAGUUAGUUGCAAAAAAAUAUGGCAUCCCAGCUGAAGGUUACCGCUCCAUUCGUUAGUUUAUUCCUUGUGUAUUUGGUCGGAUGGGCAAAUGCGGCUGGAGAAUGUGGUCGUACGCCGAUAAAUGCGGCGGCCGCUAGCCUGAGCCCGUGCCUUGGUGCGGCUUCUAAUGUUAGGGCAAAAGUGUCUACAGCAUGUUGCACCAAAGUUAAUGCAUUGAUAAAGAGUGCUCCUAGGUGCCUUUGCACCAUCCUCCUAUCGCCUCUUGCAAAAAAAGCGGGUAUCAAACCAGCUAUAGCCAUCACUGUUCCAAAGAGAUGCAACAUCAAGAGUCGACCUGCUGGAAAAAAAUGUGGCCGAUAUACCGUCCCAUAAAUUUGAGGCUCAAAUGGACUUGGGAGGAUAGUUUUGUUGCAAGCAUUCACAAAUAAUGGUUUCUUAUGUAGGAGGGUCCUACGCUGUUUUAGUGACCCCAAAUUAAAAUAAACUAUAUUUUCAUGUU
This is a messenger RNA of Olea europaea var. sylvestris, 524 nucleotides long. RefSeq names its product non-specific lipid-transfer protein D, cotyledon-specific isoform-like. The transcript is spliced from 2 exons. Lineage: Eukaryota; Viridiplantae; Streptophyta; Magnoliopsida; Lamiales; Oleaceae. Gene Ontology annotation, molecular function: fatty acid binding. Gene Ontology annotation, biological process: systemic acquired resistance. Bases 44 to 397 code for a protein of 117 amino acids. The record is from RefSeq and is a predicted model, not a curated record.